Messenger RNA from Stylonychia lemnae, 504 nucleotides. Lineage: Eukaryota; Ciliophora; Spirotrichea; Sporadotrichida; Oxytrichidae. The record is from the annotation of a GenBank genome assembly.
AUGGAAGAAGUUUAGAAUGAUUAUGUCAUAGAUAUGGGUUCAAACAAAAGUAAUGAAAAUUUAAUUUAAAAUGAAAAUUAGAUUGAAAUCUCUGAUAAUAAUUUGCACCUUUUGAUAUUUCUUGAGAACACAAAUAGAAAAUCAAUUGCUUAGUUGAGAAAUGGGUAGCUUGUCGAGAUUUUAAAAAACUUUUACAAAGAUUUGAAUCCGAAACUAAUUGUUGUUGGACAUUAAGAAAUUCAGACCCACCUGAUUAUUUAUUAACAGUUAAUUUUCUAACUGAAUAUAUGGGCAAGCUUAAGAACAAAUAGCAUCAAAAGUAAAGUAAUAAAUGGGAUAGGAAAAAAGAAUAUUUAGCAAAUGAAUGAUGAUAAGCAAACUUAUCAUUAAUAGAUCUUGUAAAACUAUGAAAAAUCAAAUGAGUAAAUUAUUCAGGACUAGAAUCUUUAGUUAUAGAAAAAUGACCUUGAAGUUUAAAAAGCAAAGAAAUUAAUUGAGAAAUGA